GUCGACUCGUGUGGCUUCUGGAUAUGGACACCACCGCAGAACGCCUCACCUUAGCCGAUGCGUACUUCUCAUCCACUAAUGAAUACUACUUUGAGCGACCGCCUUCAUUGUUUCAUAUCGUCUAUCAGUUUUAUCUGACUGGACAAAUACACCAGCCCUCUCAUCUGUGCCCCAUCGACAUUCUCGAUGAAUUAGAAUACUGGGGCAUCGUACCCGACAACUACCUCGCUCCUUGUUGCUGUGCAGAUAAUGACGAUCUGGACUCUAUUUCUUCGUUUUCUUCUGAAGAAACGCCGACUAAUCACUUCAAGCAAUUGCCUUUGGGAGAACUUCGAAGGAAAAUUUGGAACAUUAUUGAAGAGCCGACGAGUUCCGGCUAUGCUCAAAUUUUUGCCACAUUUUCUAUUUUAUUCGUGCUUAUAUCAAUCUCAGGACUGGUGCUGGGAUCCCUUCCAGAUUUGCAAGUUGCUGUUCAGAAAAAUACGACUGAAGGAGUUGUUACCGACAUGGAGCCACAUCCCGUACUAGGCUAUAUAGAAUACGCUUGCAUAGUGUGGUUCCUGCUGGAGUACGUGACGAAAAUGUUAGUGACGUCAGAUCGACGGAAAACAUUUUUCCAAAUGUUGAAUAUCAUAGAUCUGAUGGCCAUACUCCCUUUUGUUAUAGAAAUGUUGUUGUUUAUGGUUGGUAUAAGCACAGAUCAACUUAGAGAUCUCAAGGGAGCAUUCUUGGUCAUAAGAAUACUUCGAGUACUGCGGGUAAUUAGAGUGUUGAAACUUGGUCGCUAUAGUAGUGGCUUGCAAAUGUUUGGAAAAACGCUCAAGGCAUCAUUUCGUCAGUUGGGAAUGAUGGCAAUGGUCGUGUUGACGGGUGUAAUCUUCUUCUCCACGCUGGUAUAUUUUCUAGAAAAAGACGAACCAAACUCACAGUUCUACUCUAUUCCCGCUGCUUGCUGGUGGUGCAUCGUAACAAUGACAACUGUUGGAUAUGGUGACCUUACGCCAAUCACUGUCCCUGGCAAACUCGUGGCAACUGGAGCAAUCGCUUGCGGAGUACUUGUUCUGGCUCUUCCCAUCACCAUCAUCGUAGACAACUUCAUGAAGGUAGCGGAAGGAGAACGUGGAAGUGAAAGCGGAGUCGCUCGAAGAUACGGACAGCGACAAAGCGAACAGUUCGUUUUUCAGAUAUUUGAGAAAUCUUUGGAUUAUUGAAU
Messenger RNA from Cylicostephanus goldi, 1213 nucleotides. The record is from the annotation of a GenBank genome assembly. Lineage: Eukaryota; Metazoa; Nematoda; Chromadorea; Rhabditida; Strongylidae.